GAUAUUUGUAAUUCACACCUCAGGUUGCGACAAGCGCCUUUUUACGCAUCAUUGUUGGCGUCUCACGAGCAAUACACCAUGGACGCCUCCACCCGGCUGUACAAACGACUAGGAGAGAUACCCGAAGAUCCCAACCAUCCGGAUAGUCUGGAUGAUCUUAUUGUCUGCGCGUUCGGCGCAUUUGAGCGAUACUAUCUUUGUUGGAAAACAAAGGGCGGAGAGUACAAACAAGACUGCUAUGGACUUCCACCUGCAUUGAAAGACUGGCUUUAUCCGAUUGACGGUACAACACGCGAUUUCGAAUCCCUCCAAGUGGUUUUUGGUCGUGGUGAAGAGUACUUUGCGUCAGAUAAAAAUGGAAAGCUGGAGUACAAAGAGCCGGAAGUUAGGAAACCAGCACCAGUAGACGAUGAGGAGAAGUAUGAUAAGCAAGCGCUCAGGAGGUCGAGGACGGUUUCUUUUCUACGGCCGUUGUCAGAAACAAGUAUGCGAUCCGACAGUGUUGUGAGCGAGACGAGGCAGAGUAAGAGAUCGAGUUCAAUAAGUUCGCAGCGAACGAGCCGGCCACCUAGCCUAAGCUAUACGAAUUCGAGAACGAACUCUGAAAUAUCGUUACUGGGAGAUACAAUCAUAGAAGGGCAGGCUAGUCAACCCGUGCGCCCUUCGUACCUUUCACAAUGGAGUGCCAUGGGUGCCAACGUCAAAGAAGAAGGCGAACUAUCACCAAAGAACCGAACAGGUCGCCAAUUUGAUUCCGAUCUCGGGAAAGACCAAGAAAACAGACGAACAGAUUCUCUCGUCACACCUACAAUGCCAACUCAACCGCAAACCACAUCGAACACAAAUACCCAACCACCACGCACCACCAUACCCGACCCCUCACACUGCACAUGCGGCUGCCACCACUCCCACCCCCCACCCCCCAAACCGGCCUACGCAAACGCAACAACCCAAACCUCGCCACCGCCCUCCCCCCGCCGCAACCCCAGCCUCAGCAUCGAGCCGACCCCGCCUUACUGGCAAACCCAAUCCGCCUACGCACAACCCGUCUCACACGACGAAUACUACUACGAAGAAGCAGACUACGCCGCGCCCCCCGUGCUCAUGGGCCGCAUGUCAUCGUACUUUAGCAAGCCCGGGUAUCAGCUGGGCGAUAGCUUGUUUAGUGGCUAUCAGCCGAUUAAUUGGGGGGUCCCCGUGACAACGACGACAGAGACGUAUGUGUAUCAGGAUACUUUUGGGGAGGAGGCGUUGAGGUAGGAGAUGUGAUGGGAGGAAGAGGAUUCUUUUUUUUUUCUGAAUACCAAUAUGGAAAGGGGGGGGGAGUUUGACGCAUAUGCGGGGUUGAGUGUGUACGGAGAUGGGGAGGUAAAACUGAUGAAGUCUCUCCGUUGAGAAUGCUGAAAUGUAGAGAGUGUGUAUGUGUGUCGUGUUUAAUAUACAUCAGAAGAAACUCUCGAGGAUUUUUCUUGGGCAGGCUGUAAGACUAUACAACGUUUUGCAUACUAUCCCAACUUACAGACCUCAUGUACUUUUUU
Messenger RNA from Bipolaris maydis ATCC 48331, 1538 nucleotides. RefSeq lists its product as uncharacterized. The record is from RefSeq and is a predicted model, not a curated record. NCBI's taxonomy places the organism in Eukaryota, Fungi, Ascomycota, Dothideomycetes, Pleosporales, Pleosporaceae.